Messenger RNA from Emericellopsis cladophorae, 693 nucleotides. RefSeq lists its product as uncharacterized. Gene Ontology annotation, molecular function: oxidoreductase activity, acting on a sulfur group of donors, disulfide as acceptor. The coding region runs from base 1 to 693 and encodes 230 amino acids. NCBI's taxonomy places the organism in Eukaryota, Fungi, Ascomycota, Sordariomycetes, Hypocreales, Bionectriaceae. The record is from RefSeq and is a predicted model, not a curated record. The transcript is spliced from 3 exons.
AUGGACAAAAAGAAUCAAGCCGAAUCCCAACGCACCGCCACCGCCGACCAGUCCAGCUACACCCUUAAUACCACCAAGAUGAGCAACCCUCGCACGGGCCGCCGUGGCCUCGCGCGCAUCGUCGCCGCAACCUUUCUGACGGCAUUUAUAACAUACUACGCCUGCUUCCAAUGGUUCGGCAUUAUUCGAGCGGCGCCUUCGUAUGCAGGCAACAGCGAAACAGUCCUCGGCAACAAAGUUCCUCUGGAAGCGCAUAUUAUCAGCAAGUGCCCAGAUACGAGGGACGCCCUCCGAGAACUCAUCCUUCCUGUGAUGCAACGUGUCUCUGACAAGGUUGACUUCAAAAUCUCCUACAUUGGAAAGCCGGCUUCCCACGAUGGCGUAGAGUGUAUGCAUGGUCCGUCCGAAUGCAUGGGAAACAUAAUCGAACUCUGCGCGCGAGAACUAUACCCCGAUCCCAAGCUGAGUCUCGGCUUUAUUAUGUGCCUCACUAAGGACUACAAGCACAUUCCCGAGCGUGCUCUUGUCGAGGACUGUGCCCUGGAGCAUGCUUUGGACUUUGACGCGUUGAAUGAAUGCGCAACCCGCGACGACGGUGCUCAUGGACUGGAAAUGCUGCGAAACAGUGUCACCAGGACAGCGGAUGUACGCUUCCAAAACGCAACCGCCUACGCUCAGCUUGCUAACAAUUGA